This is a messenger RNA of Oreochromis niloticus (Nile tilapia), 1602 nucleotides long. RefSeq names its product ephrin-A1b (gene efna1b). Gene Ontology annotation, molecular function: ephrin receptor binding. Bases 202 to 879 code for a protein of 225 amino acids. The transcript has 4 exons. Lineage: Eukaryota; Metazoa; Chordata; Actinopteri; Cichliformes; Cichlidae. Gene Ontology annotation, cellular component: plasma membrane. Gene Ontology annotation, biological process: ephrin receptor signaling pathway; axon guidance. The record is from RefSeq and is a predicted model, not a curated record.
GCUCCUGUGAUACAGUCAAGACUUACAACAGCGUGUAGUGAGAAGCGUUACUUUGCACUACUUACUACACACAGCGCGUAAAAUCCUCAAUUGGUUUCCGUGCGCGCAUUUACGCGCAUUAACAUCUUCCAUAAGUGAAGCCCUGUAAACGUCAGUUACCGCUUUAAAGGUGUUCAUUGUUCCUUUCGGAGAAGAGAAGCUAUGGAUGUGGUGUGUCUGCUGUGUUUGGUGCUGACCAUCGGUUCUUGGUUUGCCUCCGCCGAAAGACACAGCGUCUACUGGAACAGCUCGAACGCAAACUUUCAGUGGGAUGAGUAUACGGUGGAAGUGCGCAUCAAUGACUAUCUGGACAUCAUCUGCCCUCACUACACCCACGGCGAGGUGCCGUCGCAUGCGGCUGAGCGUUACGUGCUGUACAUGGUGGAGAGAGAGGACUACGAGGUGUGCAAGCCUCACUCCUUCGAUCAGCUCCGCUGGGAGUGCUCGCGGCCCUUCGCUCCUCAUGCUCCUGAAAAAUUCUCGGAGAAGUUUCAACGCUUCACCCCCUUCACCCUGGGAAAGGAGUUCCGGCAGGGAGAGAGCUAUUAUUAUAUCUCAAAGCCAAUGCAUCACCAUGGGAAGGACUGUCUGCGUCUGAGAGUGGAUGUAGUUGGACAUAAAGGCUCUGGAAAGAAUCACUAUGACAAAUCCAAAGCACAUGAAACAGAAAAAAUCUUGGAAGGAGGAGUUCACAACCCCUCUAACCAUCUCCCAGCAGAUGACCCUGCUGCGAUGGAGCCAAAUGUCCAGAGGAGUAUCGGCAACUCUGCAGCACAGCUGGUCUCUCGUUCACUUCUUUUUGCCCUGACCCCAGUCUUAUUAGCCCUGAUGCUACACUAAAGGCAGUGAAGACUCCACAACAGAGACAAUACUAACCCGAUGCUGGUCAUCGGGACGUGAACGAUCAGAGAUUCUUUUUAUACAGACUUUUUUUAUACGAGCAUGGACAGUGUGUGUUGUUCAGCGUGCGCUUGAUGUGGUUUUUGUGUGUGUGAAUGUGGAGCGUGGAUCGCUCCAAAAUAAAAAAGAGGACCUCAGAGACUUUUUUUUACUUUAUUUUGAGGAUUGAAAUUCUCAUUUAUGACCAUUUAAGCUGAAUAUUUUUCUUUUUUCAUUAUUAACAAAGUCGCAAACAGACAAACAGUCCAAACGCUUUGUUAUAAAUCGACGGCAGCAAGAUUACAUUAUCCUCACUGUCACGUGUCAUCACAUUUUCAUAGCACUGGUACAGCUGUGCGUUUCAUUAGUGAACUCUCUUCUUCUUCCUCUACAUGUAGAGAAACUAUUGAUAUUGUGUAUUGUUGUCGGCAGCUGCCACAAUAUGUAGGAUAAUGUAGGAUAUUUGUCAUGUUGUGUUGCACUCAACUCCUCGUUAUAAUGCUCCACAUUUCUAAAGUUAUCUGACAUGUUAUCAGUUGUAACGCAACCUGAGAAAACAAAUGCUCUAACAGUGCAGCAGUGGUUCUCGCCCCGAUUUCUGGCUUUUAGUGAUGUCUAUUGGUGCUCAUGCUGAUGAAAUCUUUUCAUGUAACCACGAUUAAAAAUGUAUUCCAAGAACUUAAA